This is a messenger RNA of Lentinula edodes (shiitake mushroom), 1621 nucleotides long. RefSeq lists its product as uncharacterized. The record is from RefSeq and is a predicted model, not a curated record. The coding region runs from base 190 to 1566 and encodes 458 amino acids. Gene Ontology annotation, biological process: DNA integration; DNA recombination. NCBI's taxonomy places the organism in Eukaryota, Fungi, Basidiomycota, Agaricomycetes, Agaricales, Omphalotaceae. Gene Ontology annotation, molecular function: DNA binding. The transcript has 6 exons.
GAACUUGCCUUGAGGAAACCUUGAGGCUCAUUAGAAAGCACAUUUAAUCUCAUAUAAACCUCCUACCUCCUCAUUAGCAGCCCUAGGAAGAGUGCCAGCUCACUUGGUAAUUUCGCAGACAGAACAUUCUGUUGCUGCAUCACGGCUUGCUAAUAAUAGGGGCUUCAUUGGGUUCUUCCUCCAACCUCAAUGACCAUCGACAUUUCAAACAACAACUCAUACUCUGGACUGUUCAAGGUCAUCGAAGAACAACACCCAGACCCAGCAGAUAUCCUGGAUGAUUUGGAAGAAAGUCACGAUCAAGUUGAGGUUGACUUGUCAGGGCUUAGUGAUGCAGUCCGUGAGGUUUCGAAAGGUGUUUCUGAAAAGACGUCCCAAGAAUAUCUCCGAUUAAUGAAGCAAUGCAACUUAUUCCUCGUUGAACAACAAAUGAUAACGGAGGGAACUCAUUUUUUCUGUGAUAGCCCUCAUUCUCAAGCAGCAGUAUAUAUAGUGGCAUGGAUCAUGCACUCGUGUGAUGAAAUAAACCUCAACGGCAGUCCCAUUGCACCAAACGUGGAACGCUCCACUUAUGCACAUGCUCAGAAGAUGAGAGCAGCUGCAACCUUUGGAUUCGGGCGAAUCCAUGGUUUAGGUAUGCAAGCUUGGCACCAAAGUGAAAUUUCUGGGAAGAUGCUUGGAAACCCCUCUGUUUCCGAAACUGUUUCAAGCUACAUGCUCAGUCUCCGGCGUAGAAAAACACGUGCAGGAGAAACUGCAACUAGUGCGCGAGCAGUCACGUCUCAAUUGCUUGAACGCCUGUAUCACUUCAAUCGGCGACAAUCCUCUGCUUUCUUUUUCUCAUCUCAAAAAGCCCCUAAAGGACGUCUUGGAGCCCAUGCUCGUUUUCUGUUGAAUCUGGGCUACAACCUAGCCUUUUGUGGCUUACUUCGUGUUGACGAAUUGCUCAAGAUCCAAAUGCAAGACAUUUCAGUCUCUCCAGAUCCUCAAACUGGACAAACAAAACUGACGCUUCGUCUUCCAUUCCGAAAAACCAGUCAGUUUGGAGGCAAGUCCAUACGCUAUUGGAUCUUCUCGGUCUCACUGAAUAAUCCCUUAGAUAUUAAGCCAUUUGUCUGGUAUGAAAUGCCAGAAGAAUACCAGCAUAUAUGUGUUGUUCGUGCAUUUUCAAGAUGGGUGCUUCUCUCCGGUUUGACAGAAGGCUAUCUGUUUCGUAAAAUCCGUGCUGGUGACCGUCUCGCUGAGGAAAAUGAACCAAUGACGUCUGAACAAUUUCUUGAGUUGUUUCGAAACAAUCUCCUUGAUAUUGGCGUGGAUUUUGUCCCUUAUGGAACUCACUCAUUUCGACGCGGCGGAUGCCAGUGGUUAUCAGUGGAACGUCGCUGGCCUCUACGUCAAAUCUGUGAAUGGGGGGGAUGGAGUCAGGAAUUUACGCACCUGACAAUUGUGAAAUAUCUCAUAUCCUGGAACGAUAACCCUCACGUUGACCGCGAUGACUUUUUUAAUAUGCAUCGGGCACCCACUACUGUCUGUCCUACUUGUAACCGCUCCUGUCAUUGUGCUUAACUACGGUUUGUAGUUCAAACCUUUCUUUCAUUAAGAAUGUAUACAAAAAACAAAC